AUGGAGCAUAACCUGCAGGCGGUGUACAACCUGGCCAAUGUGGCCUGUAAGUGCCACGGCGUGUCGGGCUCGUGCAGUUUGAAGACAUGCUGGCUGCAGCUGGCUGAUUUCAGACGAGUGGGAGAGUUCCUCAAGGAGAAGUACGACAGUGCAGCGGCCAUGCGCGUCGGGAGGAAGGGCAAGCUGGAACUUGUGGACAAGCGCUUCAACACCCCCACGCCUGAAGACUUGGUGUACAUUGACCAGAGUCCAGACUACUGCCUCCGCAACGAGAGCACAGGCUCCUUGGGCACCACGGGACGCCUCUGCAACAAGACGUCAGAGGGCAUGGACGGCUGCGAGCUCAUGUGCUGCGGCCGAGGCUACGACCAGUUCAAGACCUACAAGCAUGAGCGCUGCCACUGCAAGUUCCACUGGUGCUGCUACGUCAAGUGCAAGCGCUGCACCACGCUGGUGGACCAGUUUGUCUGUAAGUAG
Knipowitschia caucasica is the source of this 477-nucleotide messenger RNA. The record is from the annotation of a GenBank genome assembly. Lineage: Eukaryota; Metazoa; Chordata; Actinopteri; Gobiiformes; Gobiidae.